AGAGACCCAAUAUUAUUAUUGUUUAUAGCGUGUCAUCGCCGCACUUGGUUGGUACGCCUUGCUGUCGUUUCCAGCGAUUAGCAUUUCUGACCCGCAGACUUCAUUUAGAAUGCGGUUUCGCUCGGCAACGCGGGGAACUUUUUGAUGCAAACGACAGGAGAGAAACAAAAGCUCGUUUUAUGUGGGUUGCGAACAGCCGGAGGUUUUGUUUUUGCGCGUUUCUGUGCAGGCUGGAAGUUUCCGAGGAGACUUUGAGGGGAGGUGCGCUGGCGCCGAGUCUCCUUCUCUUCCUUUGGCGUUCCUGGUGGAAAUUGAACUCCAAGUUUGGCGAGUUAUCACUGGAACUGAGCGGAUACCCGGACUGGGAGCGUACAACAGCGGCGGCUCGUAGAGACAGAAGAUCACAAGCACACGCUCCCGGGAGUAACCGCAACGGCAACGAAUUAAAAUAAAAGGAGAAAGUUUAUUUCCACCGGAGUAACCAAGUGACCCUGAAAUUGCAAGACGGGGACUGAAACGCCCAAGGGGGCCGCGAGGAUGGCCAAAGACCACCUGAAACCCCGCUUGUGCCACAUGAUAAAAGCGGAAAAUGGCUACGGUUUCCACUUGCACGGGGAGAAAGGCAAAAACGGCCAAUACAUCCGUAAAGUAGAGCCCGGUUCACCGGCGGAGGCGUCGGGUCUUUGCGCCGGGGACCGGGUGGUCGAAGUUAACGGCGAGAACGUGGAGAAGGAGACGCACCAUCAGGUCGUGCACCGGAUCAAGGCACUGGAGAAUGAGACAAGACUACUAGUGGUGGACAAGGAGACUGAUGAAUACCUGCGUAAUCAGCGGCUCGCUGGUACAGAGGAUUACGGCCAGAACCUCCCAGCAGUUAAGACCAAGGACAAUGGUGAAGUGUGGAAACCGCAAGUAGUUCUGAGCAGUGGUGAGCCUACAAGAUUAUCAAACAAGUCCAUUGAUAGCAAUAACAAGGCACUGAAUGGACAGACCAAAGAACUGUGCCCUCGGCUGUGCUGCAUGCAGAAGUGCCAAAAUGGCUAUGGCUUUAACCUUCACAGUGAGAAAGCGAAACCAGGGCAGUAUAUCCGAUCUGUUGAUCCUGAUUCCUGUGCUGCUAAAGCUGGCCUGCGGCCUCAGGACAGAGUUGUGGAGGUGAAUGGUGUGAACAUUGAAGGGAAGAAACAUAGUGAAGUUGUAGCUCAUAUCAAGGCCUGUGAGGAAGAGGCCAGGCUGUUGGUGGUGGAUCCAGAAACAGAUCAGUACUUCAAGAAACUUGGAAUAACUCCAACUGAAUCACACCUGAAAGGCCCUUUGCCACAACCACUGGCAAAUGGAUCUCCACGAACACAGGUGAAAGGAGAGCUGGACAAUGACCCAUUUGUAGAGAGCGGAUUGAAUCUAAGUCCCACAGCAGCUGAAACCAGAGAGAAAGUGCAGGCUAAACGCAAGAACAAGAGGGCACCUCCAAUGGACUGGAACAAGAAGCAUGAAAUUUUCAGCAACUUUUAAACUGGAUGGACUGUCCCAUUGGACGUUUCAGUUCCCUUGACCUUCAGACAGAGUUAACAUCAUUCAACUGAUUUUUCUUUUCGCCCCUCUGCAUCAAUUUGCUGGCAUGGUAGAAGAAGAAAAAUGCCUGUUAAUAUGAUCAUUAAAGGACUGUGACCAAAGCUUAUUUUUAUGCCAGCUGCUUAUUUGCUUUGUGCUUGAGGUAUAUGUUGCCCAAGAUUUGUUGUAGCGCGGUUUUAAUCAUACUAGAUGACUGUUUUCCAUCAGGUUUUUUGUUUGCUUAAUUUUUUUUAUAAGGGCUGGGCUCUGAUUACUGCAAACAGCCCUCAUUACAGCACAGAAUAACUGGAUUAUUAGGCUUACUUUCUGAAGUAGAAUGUCUUUUGUGACAGCUUGAGUAUGACUUGUCUCAUCGAAUCGCCUCCAGUCUACCAAUCCUUACACUCCAGCAACAUGUUGGGCUUUCUGUUAAGUGUUUCCAGAGCUGCCUGGCUAAAAGUGUCUUUGUUUACCUGGUCCUGUCUUUUUACACUCACUGGUUAUAGUUUCACCAGAUGGCGCUUGAAAUGCAGUCUUAUUAGUUUUAAUGGAAAUUUAUAAAAUGUGAGGCAGGUAAGAGGGGGGAUACAAGCCAGAUACUUUAUUCCUGAGCAUUACAACCUUGAUGUAAUACACUAGAUAGAGGAACCAUUUACUGCACAUAAGAAAUGUCUUAAUUCUUAUUUUUGUAUACUAACUGCUGUUUUAGGCAGCACUGAAAAUAUUUUUUACAUAUUUUCCCCUGCAACAUUUUCACUAGAUUCAUAUUGAUUGUAAUCAGUUGUUACUAAGUGAACUGAGUUAUUUCAAGCAAUGACAAUUGAGUGCUAAUAAUGGAGAUUAAAUAUUGGCUGACCAUACACUGAAACAUCAUCAUUGGUUUGAAUUGGGAGAGGGAGACACAUUUAAUGCCAUCACUGGUUAUCUAUUAAGCACGUGCUUCACAAUAGAUUUAGACUGAUUUAGUUCAGAAGUAAGGUUUCAUUUGUGGGUUUUAUCACAAAAUAUAAUCGUUGGCAUGAACCAAAUUACUUUCAGUAUUCACAUUGAUCCUUAUUAAAUGCAGUAAUAAAAUCUAUUUGAAACAUAUGUUCAAAGGAUUCCUGCAGGCUGGUGCUCUAAUGAGGUGAAAGUAGUUGGAAGAGAGAGGUUUAAGAUUGUCAAGGAUGUAUUUCCUGCAACGACUGAGAAUUAUAAAGGCUACCAGGUCAGUCUGUUUCGAUGUUCUAGCUUCUGACCAGCUCCUUCGGUUUAGACAUCUUUUUUUCCCUGCGUUCCCUCUUUUAAUGCUUUCCAGACCUGAAUUCUGAGAAUAAAAUAACUCUCUUUCUUGUGUGCCUGUGUGCUCUAGUUGUAAGCAAGACCCUUUCUGCAGCUGGCUGCAAUUCUUGGAUAAUUUUUUUUUGUUGCAAUGCUCAGCUUUUAACUUUGACCUCUUGUGACACACACCAUGGCUGUUUAUUUCCAACCUUGUAUAUUUUAAUGAUCCUUAUUCACACAAGGCCAAAAUCUAUGUGCCACAUUUUGAAUAGUAUCUACAUAUUCAAGGUAUAAAAUGAUUAGAAAUAUUGCAUAACACUGCUAACAGAGGAGUCUGUAACACUGUUUGGGAUUUGCGUGGAUCUUGUAACUUGUAGACUGAAGCAAGCAUGAACUUUCAACAAAUCUUUGUGUGAAACAUGGAAUUACUGGAAACACUCAGCAAAUCAGGAAGCAUCUUUGGAGAGACAAAGCAGUGUUAAUAUUUCAGAAAUACAAACAAAGGCUUGAAGAAACCCAGCAAGACUGGGAGCAUCUGUAGAGAGAGAAAUAGUUAAAUUGAACUUGAAGCAUUAGGUUUGUUUUUGUCCACAGAUGCUGCCAGAACAGCUGAUUUGAUCCAGUUCUCUCUCUCUCUCUCUCUCUCUCUCUCUGUCAAUUUCUGAAUAUCCAGCAUCUGCAAUAUUUUGCUUCUGUUUUAGGGUUAACAGUUCAAGUUGAUUACUGCCACUAGAACAUAUCACUAAAAUCUCAUAGUAGAUCAUUUUGACCUGAAAUGUUUAACACUUUGUAUUUCUCUCCACAAAUGCUAAAUGAUCGAGGUUUUGUUUUUGUUUCUGAUUUCUAGCAUUCACAGGAUUUUUAGUUUGUUGUAAUUUCAGUUUAAAAUGCUGGAAACAAAAUGGGCUGGAAAAAGUUAAAUGCUGAUAAGGAACAUUAGGUGGUACGUGGACUGUCGUCAGCCCUGAGAGGUGGAAUGUAUUAAUCAGCAUGAAAGCCAUUUGUAAUAGGAACUGAAUAAUCUUUGCUUUCUAGCUGAAUAUGUGGCAGUCGAUAAUGCAAGAUAAAUUGCUACUUGAAGGAAAGCACGCAAACAUUUAUAUAACCAGGCAAAUUUCUGACACCAGUGAUUUGUGUAGUCAUUAUGUCUUGUACUUCUGGGAAUCUAGUUUGAAACCCCUCGUAAGCACACUUCAGUAACUUGUAUAAUAUGGUCUUCUGUGUAUACUGUAUAUUGUCAAUAAAUGUAUCUCAGCAUGACAAA
This is a messenger RNA of Stegostoma tigrinum, 4075 nucleotides long. It is a transcript of the gene nherf2, whose product is annotated as Na(+)/H(+) exchange regulatory cofactor NHE-RF2. The transcript has 6 exons. Gene Ontology annotation, cellular component: apical plasma membrane. Lineage: Eukaryota; Metazoa; Chordata; Chondrichthyes; Orectolobiformes; Stegostomatidae. The coding region runs from base 538 to 1512 and encodes 324 amino acids. Gene Ontology annotation, biological process: protein localization to plasma membrane. The record is from RefSeq and is a predicted model, not a curated record. Gene Ontology annotation, molecular function: signaling receptor binding; protein-membrane adaptor activity.